This is a messenger RNA of Aphidius gifuensis, 2516 nucleotides long. It is a transcript of the gene Elp2, whose product is annotated as elongator complex protein 2. The record is from RefSeq and is a predicted model, not a curated record. NCBI's taxonomy places the organism in Eukaryota, Metazoa, Arthropoda, Insecta, Hymenoptera, Braconidae. The transcript has 2 exons. Gene Ontology annotation, molecular function: protein binding. Bases 71 to 2437 code for a protein of 788 amino acids. Gene Ontology annotation, biological process: tRNA wobble uridine modification. Gene Ontology annotation, cellular component: elongator holoenzyme complex.
UUUCAUUUGAGGUUUGAAGUAUUUAUUAGUAAUUGUUGUCAAAAUAAACUUUAAACAAUUAAAAUAUAAAAUGGAAACUAAUUAUAUAUCUUGCUCGACAAAUAGUCAUUCAAGAUCAGUUGAUUGGGGAAAAAAUAACAAGAUUGCAUAUGGUUCAUCAAAUGCAGUUGCAAUAUAUGAUCCAAAUGUUGAAAACAACACCGGUAAAACUGAAAAAACACUUCAUAAACAUAUGUCAAAAGUUAAAAUAGUAAAAUGGAUAACAAGAGAACAAGAUAAAAUUGAAGAUGAAUUAUUAUCAGCUUCAAUUGAUGGUACCAUAAUAAUUUGGAAUGUUAAUGAUGAUGUUUAUACUCCAGAUAUUAGCCUAAGUCUUGGUGAUAGUUUAACAACUGCUGAUGCAAUUUAUUUGGAUGAUAAUACUCAUGAUGAUUAUAAAAAACGUGAUCUAUUAAUAUGUGCAUCAUCAUUUAAUGAAAUAUUUUCAGUAUGGCAACGUAAAUCAAAUGUCAUAAGUGAAAAACAAAUGAUUAAUUUAAAUGGAAAAAUACCAACAGAAGUAUUAUUUGCAUUUCUUCCUGGUAAAUCAAAAUAUCCAAUAAUAAUUGCUGGUCUUGAUGAUUCAUCAAUUCAAAUAUUAGCAUGGGAAAAUUAUAAAAAUGAGACAAUACCAAAUUUUACAAAAGUCAGAUCAUUAAAUGGACAUCAAGAUUGGAUUCAAUGUUUUGAUUAUAUUAAAAAUGAUAAUAAUGAAAGUGUACUUGUAACUGGUUCACAAGAUGGUACAAUAAGAUUAUGGAAAAUAUUAAUUGCUGAAGAAAAACCAGAUGAUGAAAAAAUAAAUCAAUUUAAAAUUGGUAAUGAAGAAUAUGAAAUUAUGAUUGAAUCUGUAUUAAGUGGACAUGAGCAUCGUGUUUAUGGUGUUAAUUGGAUUCCAUCAAUAACUAAAAAUGGUAAAACAAUUAGAGAAAAUAAAUUAUUAUCAUGUGCAUUGGAUCAAUCAAUGAUUGUUUGGUCACCAAAUGACAAUGGUGUAUGGACUGAAAAUGUUAGAUUAGGUAAUGUUGGAGGUAAUACACUUGGUUUUUAUGGUUGUAAAUUUAGUGGUGAUGGUUUAAGUGUACUUGCACAUGGUUACAAAGGUACAUUUCAUAUGUGGAAAUAUAAUAAUGAACUUGAUAGAUGGUUACCAUUAUCAGUACCAAGUGGACAUAAUUCUGAUGUUACUGAUAUACACUGGGAUCCAAAAGGAAGAUAUUUAUUAUCAACAAGUUUAGAUCAAACAAUAAGAAUUCAUGUACCAUGGAAAAUAAAUAAUAAUAAUAAUGAAAUUUGGAAAGAAUAUGGACGUCCAUUGACUCAUGGAUAUGAUAUUAAUUGUAUUGAAAUAUUAACACCAACAAUGUUUGCAUGUGGUGCUGAUGAAAAAGUUCCAAGAAUAUUAACAGCACCAAGUGAUUUUAUAAAAUGUUUAAACAAUGAAAAUUGGAUAAUUUCAAAAAAUACAAAUAACAGAGUUGAAGUAGGAGCAUUAGGUUUAACAAAUAAAUCAUUUGUCAAUAAUGAAAAUGAUAUUAUAGAAGAAGAUUUUGAUAUUAUGGAUAUUAAUAAUGAUAGAGGACCAACUGAAGAAGAAAAAAUACGUCAUACAAAAUGGGAAGAAAUAAGAAAACUUUAUGGUCAUGGUUAUGAAAUAUUUUCAAUGGCAUCAAGACAUGAUGCUAAAUUAUUAGCAACAGCAUGUAAAUCAAAUAAUGAAGAACAUUCAAGUAUAUUACUUUGGAGUACAGUAACAUGGGGAUAUGUACAAAAAUUAAUAUCACACAGAUUAACUGUAUCACAAAUGGAAUUUUCACCAAAUGAUAAAUACUUGGUAUCAGUAUCAAGAGACAGACGUUGGUCACUUUUUUAUUCACAAAAUGAUGAUGAUAAUAAUAUUAAUUAUGAACUUGUUGGUAUAAGUCCAUCAAGUGGUUCAUUACAUACAAGAAUAAUAUGGUGUUGUGCAUGGACACAUGAUUCAAAAUACUUUUCAACUGGUUCAAGAGAUGGUAAAAUUGGUAUUUGGAAUGCUGAUAAUAUUAGAUGUAAUAAUAAUAACAAUGAAACACCAAUACCAUCAGCUCAAUUAGAAAUUAAAGGUACAUCUGUAACAGCUCUUUCAUUUUCACCUGGUAUACUUGAUACUGAUAACUACAUUAUUGCUAUUGGCUUUGAAGAAGGAAUAAUAAUGAUACAAAAAUUAACAAUUUAUAAUGAUGAAUCAAAUUGGAUAUGUUGUAUUAAAAGUGAUACAUCUUGUGGACAUCAUAAAACAGUUAAAAAACUAUCAUUCAGACCAUCUUUUAAAAAUGAAUUAAUUCAACUUGCAAGUUGUGGCUCUGAUGGAGCUGUUAAAAUUCAUGAUAUUAAUAUUAAUCAAAUUUUAAAAUGUUAAUUAUUUUUUUCUUUAAAUAAAACCAUCAAUAAUUAAUUAUAAAUUUUUAAUUGUUGUUAUUUUUUUACUUACUCGUGUU